CACUGUUGAUUGGUUAGAUCAAGCAAUUAAAAAAACGUAGAACACGCCCACUCAAUUACAUUUUUGCUCUAUGACUGUCUGUCUGAUUGACAUUUGUAGACAUUUGUGUAGGUGUGUUGUGGUGAUUUCGGGAAAUUUUAGGUCAAUAAUUUUCAAUAACUUAGAAGUGCUCAGUUUGUUUCUUCGUGUGUACAUAUGGAAAAAUAUUUGUUAUUGAUACCUACAUAAAAAUAGUGAAUGUGAAUAUAAUGUGUGUGGUAAAAUAAUCAAAUUUCAGAAGUUAUGACUCUGAAAAAAAUUGCAAAAAUGUCAACAAAAUCACAAAUAUCUACAGAGCUGAGCGAAAGCAUCAGUAAUGUACUGGGAAAAAAUGUUAAGAUACUCUAUAAAUCCCUUAUCCGCAUGGAAUCAAGAGGUGAUAAAGUAGAUAACAGAGUUUUAGUUGUUACUUCUUUCAGAAUAUUUAUCACAACAACAAAAGUACCCACACGGGUUGAUAAUGGAUUUCACCUGAUGGAAAUAGAGGCCUUAGAAAGCAAAAAGGCAAAUCAUCUAUCAAUAACAUUAAUCCAUGAACACAAACCAGUGUCGAUUCUCAUAGGUGAAGAAGGAACCUCUGAUGGUGUCCUAAAUGUGAUACAUGCCCUAGUAGCAGCAUUUGAUGACCUAUUCCCAAAUGUAUCCAUGGAGGAUGUCAUAUCCAAGGUCAAUUUGCCUUUCCAACUUCCAUCUGUAACUGGAACACGAAAACAUUCCACCUGCGGGGAUUUCUCGAAUCAAUAUGCUGCAAUGUGUGAUCUUUGCCAAACGCCUUUUAGGGCGGAAGUAGCGUGGGAUAUAGACACAAUUUACCUAGCUCACGAUAUAAGAAUGUUGCAUUUGAAGGAUUUCGACCACCUAGAUCAAAGGGAUCUGAUCCCGCUGGUGAUAGCGCUGCAGCACAACACUUGGUUCACGGGCGUUUGCGGGGACGGCGUCCGCGCGGGGGGCGAGGCGUGGGAGAGCGUGUGCCGCCUGGCGCGCUGCGCGUGCCCGCCGCCGCAGCGCCUCAGCUGGCGCGCCGCGGCGCUGCGCCACGACCACGCCGCGCGUCUGGGCCACGCGCUCGCUCGUGCUAAGCGCCCUCCGGCAAUGCACACUAUCGACUUCUCGCAGAACCAUAUUGAGGAUAAGGGUGCGAUCAGCGUUCUGACCGGGCUGGCGAGCAACCCGGAUGGUCUCAAGUACAUCGCGCUGUCGCAAUGCGGCCUGACAGGCAAGACUGUUACCUACCUCGCGACGAUGCUGAACGAUAACCCGUGCCAUCUCUCCACGCUAUCCCACCUGGAUCUGUCGCACAAUAACCUGAAGGACGAUGUCCAUAAUUUAUACAACUUCCUCGCACAACCCAAUGUAUUGACGCAUUUAAACUUGACUAACACAGAAACAACGUUAGAAAAUACUGUGAUUACUAAGCGUAAUAACAAUCACCAACAUGACGUUCAGAUGUGGGGUGCCUUGCUCCGAGGAUGCGCGGCGCGGCUGUCCUCGCUCCUCGUGGGACGGAACCCUUGGUCCUCCGCCAGGAGACCUAAGGACCCCCCACCUUCCUUCAGACAGUUCUUCACAGCCUGUCUGGCCCUCACCGACUUAGACUUCUCAUACUGCAAGAUGCCGCCCGAUGCACUCAAGAGCCUGCUGCUGGGGCUGGCGUGCAACGAGAGCGCGACGGGCGUGGCGCUGAACCUGGCGGGCGUGCUGGCGUCGGCGCAGGCGGCGCACGUGCUCGAGUCCUGCAUCCACGGCGUGCGCUGCCUCACCUCGCUCGACCUCUCCGACAACAGUAUGGAGUUUGAAUUGUCUGGCAUCGUGAGAGCUAUAGGAAAGAAUCAUUCCAUCACACAUUUAUCACUAAGCAAAUUGACGGGGAAAAGAUCGUAUGCGCCGCCUCUAAUACAAGCUCUAGUCCACGUUCUUCAAGAACCAGAUACCGCCUUGACUUCAUUAGAUCUCAGUGAUUGUAAACUUAAGGGAGACCUAUACGGGUUGUUGAACGCCUUGGGCGGGGCUCGCCGCCUGCGCUCGCUCGACGUGGGAGGCAACCUGGCGGGCGACGCCGGGGCGCGGCUGCUAGCGAAGGCUCUCCAGUGCAACUGCACUCUGCACACCCUGUAUAUCGACCGCAAUGCGUUCAGCUUGCAAGGUUUGACGGACAUCGCGAUGGCGCUGCGUCGCUCGGUGAGCGUGCGGCGCGUAGAAUUCCCCGGCUGCGACGCGGCGGCCGGCGGCCGUGCUGCCAGCGAACGUGUCGCUACGCUGUGGCGGGAGCUACACGAGAGAUUAGCAGGCAACGCCACCGGCGCUCAAUCCCACCGACUCCGAGCGUUGGCCUUAGAACGCGCGUGGGCGGGGGGCGAAGCCGCGGCCGCUUUAGCAGCCCAAGCUGCAGCCGCCUUGCCCCCUCCACCGCUGCCGGCGGCUUUGGAGAGAGCCGCCGCCGCUGCCCAUCACUUGCUGCAUCAGUACUUGCAGAGAUGCGGCGAAGUGUUCGCCGCGAUGGGAGGCGGCGGCAGCAGCGGCGAGCUGGUGACGCUGCAGGCCGUCCGCGACGCCAUGGCGCCCUGCUCCACCACGCUGCAGGAUCUACUCAAUGAAGCCGUAGAGAGUCUAGCUCUAUCUGCGUGUGAGAGCGUGGACGGUGGGGACAGCGAGCCCAUCCAAAGCGUGGACCCAGAUAUUCCUGAUCUACUUACACCCAUUUCGCAUUCUGGGGCCACGCCGCUCGGCUGCCGGCGGCGCGAGCGCGGCGGGCGGCGCGUGCGGCCCAAGUCGGUGGCGGAGCAGCAGUGCAGCAGCAACGAGAUGCUGUCGCUGCCGCCGCUGCACGCCGAGGCCGCCGACGCGCUCGCCGACCUGCCCGCGCACACGCUGCGGCACCUCGUCAAAGGUACCCACGUGACGUCACAGCGGCGCGUGCGGCCCAAGUCGGUGGCGGAGCAGCAGUGCAGCAGCAACGAGAUGCUGUCGCUACCGCCGCUGCACGCCGAGGCCGCCGACGCGCUCGCCGACCUGCCCGCGCACACGCUGCGGCACCUCGUCAAAGGUCGACCCAGACGAGCAAAAACACGAGCGCCGUCACGCCCUAUUACCGAUCAGUCACAAGACAUCGAUGAAGGUCUGGACGAGUUUUGGCGCACUUGCCGCACACCGCCGGGCAGCGAGGAGGCGUCGCUGUCGACGCGCACGCCGCUGACGUCACGCUCGCUGCACUCGCUGUCGUCGCUGGCCUCGCCCUCGCCGCUGCGCCACUCGCCCACGCUGCAGCGCGACGACACCAUGUAAGUGCCGCCCG
Messenger RNA from Ostrinia nubilalis (European corn borer), 3331 nucleotides. It is a transcript of the gene LRR, whose product is annotated as F-actin-uncapping protein LRRC16A. The coding region runs from base 283 to 3321 and encodes 1012 amino acids. The transcript is spliced from 22 exons. Gene Ontology annotation, molecular function: protein binding. Gene Ontology annotation, biological process: regulation of Arp2/3 complex-mediated actin nucleation; cell migration. NCBI's taxonomy places the organism in Eukaryota, Metazoa, Arthropoda, Insecta, Lepidoptera, Crambidae. The record is from RefSeq and is a predicted model, not a curated record. Gene Ontology annotation, cellular component: plasma membrane; lamellipodium.